Messenger RNA from Didymosphaeria variabile, 999 nucleotides. RefSeq names its product thiamine metabolism- protein (gene THI4). The coding region runs from base 1 to 999 and encodes 332 amino acids. NCBI's taxonomy places the organism in Eukaryota, Fungi, Ascomycota, Dothideomycetes, Pleosporales, Didymosphaeriaceae. Gene Ontology annotation, biological process: thiamine biosynthetic process. The record is from RefSeq and is a predicted model, not a curated record. The transcript has 3 exons.
AUGUCUCCUCCCGCCGCUACCUUCGAGAACCCCGUCGCUGUGAGCGGCUUUACCAUGCCUGUCAAGAAGACCCUGAACAACCUUGCGGUCAAGCCUGCUGUCAAUGGUCAGGCUAAAACCCUGGCUGAGAUGGAGGACAAAUGGGAGAGUUUCACCUUCUCUCCUAUUCGUGAGAGCCAGGUCUCUCGCGCCAUGACUCGUCGCUACUUCACCGACCUUGACAACUACGCUGAGUCCGACAUCGUCAUCGUCGGUGCAGGCUCUUGCGGUCUGAGCACUGCCUACGAGCUCGCCAAGAAGCGUCCUGAUCUUAAGAUCGCUAUUGUCGAAGCAGGUGUCGCUCCUGGAGGUGGCGCUUGGCUUGGCGGCCAGCUCUUCAGCGCUAUGGUCAUGCGUAAGCCCGCCGAUGCUUUCUUGAACGACCUCGGCGUUCCGUAUGAAGAUGAGGGCGACUUCGUUGUAGUGAAGCAUGCAGCGCUCUUCACCUCGACCCUCCUUUCGAAGGUUCUGUCCUUCCCCAACAUCAAGCUCUUCAAUGCUACUGCUGUUGAGGACCUCAUCACGCGCCCCAACCCCACUGCCUCCGACCCUAAUGCAGUGCGCAUCGCUGGUGUCGUCACCAACUGGACUCUCGUCUCCAUGCACCAUGAUGACCAGUCCUGCAUGGAUCCCAACACCAUCAACGCCCCACUUGUCAUCUCUACAACCGGUCACGAUGGCCCAUUCGGUGCCUUCUGUGUCAAGCGCCUUGUUAGCAUGCAGCAGCUUGAAAAGCUCGGCGGCAUGAGGGGCUUGGACAUGCGCACUGCUGAGGAUGCAAUUGUCAAGCGCACUAGGGAGGUUGUCAAGGGAUUGAUCGUUGGUGGUAUGGAGUUGAGUGAGGUCGAUGGUGCAAACCGUAUGGGGCCUACCUUUGGCGCUAUGGCACUGAGCGGUGUCAAGGCUGCUGAGGAGGCUUUGAAGGUCAUUGAUGAGAGGAAGGUGGAGAACAGCGAGUAA